This is a messenger RNA of Caenorhabditis remanei, 1050 nucleotides long. RefSeq lists its product as uncharacterized. Bases 1 to 1050 code for a protein of 349 amino acids. Gene Ontology annotation, molecular function: cysteine-type endopeptidase activity. The transcript is spliced from 5 exons. NCBI's taxonomy places the organism in Eukaryota, Metazoa, Nematoda, Chromadorea, Rhabditida, Rhabditidae. The record is from RefSeq and is a predicted model, not a curated record. Gene Ontology annotation, cellular component: lysosome.
AUGUUUAGGACAGAUAGUGGCAACAAUCGAAGUGACAACAAUGAAGAACGCAAGUACCUCUGGGAAAAUAACCUAGACGUCAUCCUUCAACGUCAUCACAUCCCAACUCCAGAUGCCAAGUAUACCAAUGCAUUCCAAGAUUUCCUUGUAAAGUAUUUGAGAAAGUAUAAGACAGAGGAUGAAUUGGUGAAGAGAUUCAGUAUUUUCUCAAGGAAUAUGGAUUUGGUAGAGAGAUUUAACAAAGAAGACCUCGGGAAAGUGACCUAUGAACUCAAUGACUUCACUGACUUGAGUGACGAAGAAUGGAAGAAAUUUUUGAUGUCACCGAAACCAAAGAGUCCAUCAAAAUCAGCAGCCAAGCCUUCCGCUCUAAAAGAAAAACGAGUUAUCCCAGAAUCCAUUGACAGGAGAAAUGUGAAAGGAAACAACCAUGUGACCGGAAUCAAAUAUCAAGGACCGUGUGGAUCCUGUUGGGCGUUUGCUACAGCGGCGGCUAUUGAAUCCGCUGUGUCGAUUAGUGGAGGUGGUCUGCAGAGCUUGUCUUCGCAACAGAAUGCCUCUGUAAUAAUCACAUGGUGUUUUCUAUCAGCUCCUCGACUGCCUGUCUCCGAUAAAUGUGGUGGUGGUGAGCCAGUUGAGGCUCUCUCUUAUGCUCAAUUCCAUGGAGUCACCAGUGCUCGCAGCUAUCCAUACUACUUCUGGUCCACAACAUGUCGGGAGAAUGUUCCAACUGUUGCGAAGAUUUCUACCUGGGCAGAGGCUGAAAGUGAAGAAGAAUUGGCGGAAAUGGUGGCACUCAAGGGGCCAAUGAUUGUCUGUGCUAACUUUGCAACUAAUAAGAACAGAUUCUAUCACAGUGGUAUUGCAGAGGAUCCGGAUUGCGGCACCGAACCAACUCAUGCUCUAAUCGUUAUCGGAUACGGUCCAGACUACUGGAUUCUCAAGAACACUUACAACAAGGUGUGGGGAGAAAAGGGAUACAUGAGAGUGAAAAGAGGUGUCAACUGGUGUGGAAGCAACACGGAGAAACCACUUUUGCCUAUUUUGUAA